This is a messenger RNA of Candidozyma auris, 1512 nucleotides long. RefSeq lists its product as uncharacterized. Gene Ontology annotation, molecular function: misfolded protein binding. Lineage: Eukaryota; Fungi; Ascomycota; Pichiomycetes; Serinales; Metschnikowiaceae. The transcript has a single exon. Gene Ontology annotation, biological process: protein quality control for misfolded or incompletely synthesized proteins. The record is from RefSeq and is a predicted model, not a curated record. Bases 1 to 1512 code for a protein of 503 amino acids. Gene Ontology annotation, cellular component: i-AAA complex.
AUGUUCGCCAAUGCAUUGAAGCGGCUGUAUUUGCCAGCAGUUCGAAAGGAGCUCUUCAAGCCUGUUUCUCGAACCUCAACUUUGAUUUCACCACUCCGCAUCAAUCAGUCCAGAAAUGUCUACAAUCAGUACCAGCACUUCCAGAACAUGCACAGAGGCCAGACCUCUAGGUUCAAAAAGUUCCUCUACGUUGGAAUGGCUCUUGUUGCUAUCAACACCUUUGUGUACUAUUACUACUGGCCCAAGCAUACGUUUCCCAAGCUGGUGGCAAAAAUUCUCAGAAAAGGUCUCUGGGCUGAGUCCAAUAAGGGAGACGCUGAUUGGCAACUAGCAUUGAAAUACUAUAUUGAGGCGCUUCAGGAGUGUGACCGUUUGCAAAUGGACCCUUUGUGUGAUGAGUACACUGGCAUUCAGAUCAAGAUUGCCGAAAUGUACGAGCGGUUAGGCAUGAACAAGGAGGCAGGAUAUGUGUUCCAUGAAAUGAGCACUCUCUACUUAUCUGUGCUUCGAGCACCACCUAAAUCGAAAAUGGGAAUGCGUAUUCAAAACAGAAGUCAUCGAGGUCACCUCAUACAGCGGGCCUUGCGUAUAGCGUUGAAGACUGCGUCACUCAAUCAAGACGAGCCUCACUUAAUAAAGGCAAUCUUGCUCACGCAUCUAAUGGUAGCACAAGACGAGGUCAAGAAGAAGAUGGGAGGCCCUGAAUUGGAAGCAAUUGCAAAGAAAGAAGGGUUCGAGGCAUUCCAUAAAGACCAGCCUAUCUUGGAGAGUAACCCUGAUGCGUUUGAGCCUUUUGCUAACGAGUACUUUGGCGCAUACGAUCUUUUAUCGGUCGUGUGUCUUCAACUCCAGGAUAUUGACACUGCGCUCUGGGCCAGAGUGAAGAUGACAAAUGAGAUGAUGAGCGCUCGAGCUAGCCCUGAUAAGUUGUUGCUCUCGCAAUGCAAUGUAGCUUCCUUGCUAUACAUGUGGAUGGAGAAGAAAGAAGCAGAGUUGAUGCAGCUCAACAAGAGUUUAUCGGAGAAAAUCAAUGUGCCUUACGAGAAGAUCAAGGCUCUUGAGCUGGGGGACUCCGAGUUGACGAAGAAGGAAAGAGACGACAUCGAGCAGAAGAUAAAAAGCACUUGGUCAAGCACAGAGUACUCAAUCUACAAGGAACAUCACAAGGUUUUGAACGAUAUUGUGAAGAAAGUCUUGAGCACGUUCGAGUCGGUGAUUCAAGGAUGGAAGGCGUUACCUGCAGAAUUGAAGGACUCUAGCUUGGACCAGACUGCGGCUAUUGCCACCUAUGGCAUUGGUGUUGUUAACCUCCACAUUAAGAAAUACGACGAUGCUGAGCGGUACCUUCGAGAGGCCCGUGUGCGGUCCAAGAAGUGCGGCUACGAGGUGUUGAUCAACGAGAUUGAACGUGAAAUGACUAAAUUGAAGAAAGAGAGAGUAGGUGGUGUCGAAGGUCUAGAUGUUGAGGGCGUGAGUCUGAAAUCUCUUGAAAACCCAACAGAAGGAGCAUAA